Molecule: messenger RNA, 1786 nt
Organism: Salvia hispanica
Lineage: Eukaryota; Viridiplantae; Streptophyta; Magnoliopsida; Lamiales; Lamiaceae
Gene: LCD
Product: Pyridoxal phosphate (PLP)-dependent transferases superfamily protein
Source: RefSeq, a predicted model, not a curated record
AGGGUUUUAGAGUAACGAAGGCACAUAGGAUAAGGGAAACGGUUAAUGGAAAGCAGAGUUUCCCCAAUUUAGUGAAAGUCGCCCCUCCCAAACCCUAGUUCAAUCAUCCCUCCUUCGCCGCCGAUGGCUGCACUCGAAGACCCUCGCCCCGCCGUCAACGGCGCCGCCCCCCACGUAUCCAAGAAGCCCAAGCUUUCUUUUAUUACGGAAUCGGAACUCCGCGACGAAUUCGCCCACCACCAGCCCGGAAUCGCGCGCCUCAACAACGGCAGUUUCGGGAGCUGCCCCUCCUCCAUCAUCGCCGCUCAGAGAAGGUGGCAGUUUCGGUUCCUCCGCCAGCCCGACGACUUUUUCUUUAAUCAACUGCAGCCUCAAAUAAUUCAAUCCCGCGCUGUUAUUAAGGAUCUCAUCAACGCCGACCAUGUCGAUGAGGUGGCCAUCGUCGACAACGCCACCACAGCUGCCGCCAUUGUUCUUCAGCACGUCGGCUGGGCAUUCGCCGAAGGCCGUUUUCAGAAGGGUGACGCUGUUGUCAUGCUCCACUGUGCUUUUCAGGCUGUUAAGAAGUCAAUUGAGGCCUAUGUUACUAGGGCUGGGGGGUCUGUCAUUGUGGUUAACCUGCCUUUUCCCGUCAAUUCGAAUGAGGAGAUCAUAGCUGAGUUUCGGAAAGGCUUGGCUAGAGGUAAGGCAAAUGGCAAGAAAGUGCGAUUGGCGAUAAUUGAUCAUAUAACCUCAAUGCCUUGUGUUGUGAUUCCUGCACGCGAGCUCGUUAGGAUUUGUAGAGAGGAGGGCGUGGAGCGCGUCUUUGUAGACGCUGCUCAUGCCAUAGGAAACAUUCAUGUUGAUGUGAAGGAUAUUGGGGCUGAUUUUUAUGUCAGCAAUUUGCACAAGUGGUUUUUCUGCCCUCCAUCUGUUGCAUUUUUGUAUUGCCGGAAAUCCCCAGUAUCACCUGAUUUGCACCAUCCUGUUGUUUCACAUGAAUAUGGGAACGGUCUAGCUAUAGAGAGUGCGUGGAUUGGGACACGAGACUACAGCUCUCAGCUGGUUAUUCCUGAAGUUUUGGAAUUCACUAGACGGUUUGAAGGUGGCCUUGAGGGAAUUCGGAAUAGAAACCAUGAUAAGGCGGUGGAAAUGGCCCAAAUGUUGGCUAAGGCAUGGGGCACGAAUCUUGGUUCGCCUCCUGAGAUGUGUCCGAGCAUGGCUAUGAUUGGGUUGCCUUCUAAAUUGGGGGUUUUGACCGAUGAUGAUGCGCUGAAGUUGAGAUCACACUUGAGAGACCACUUUCUGGUGGAAGUUCCCAUUCAUUGUGAGGUGCCAAGAGAUGGGGAGACCAGAGCCAUGGAUGCAGAUGGUUGCAUAACUGGAUAUGUCAGGAUCUCUCACCAAGUGUACAAUACUCUUGAUGAAUAUAUCAGACUGAGAGAUGCAAUUAUUCAACUUACCCAAAAUGGAGUGACCUGGAAGACGAUUCAAAGCUAAUGAUGAGGUUUUAGAGAGAAGAGUGGAGAGACCGGGAUGAAUAAACUGCAUGUGGCAUGCUCUCGUAUGUGUGAAUUUACCCUGAGGACUGAGGAGUGACGAAUUCGGAGAAUGCUGCUGAUUAGCCAAGCAGAGACUGUCAUGUACGCAAUGAAAGCGUUGAGAUUCUCUUAUUUGAGACAUGAGAGUUAACAACUAGUAGAAGCUAACAUCCUACUUCAUGUAUCAGACUGACCAAUAAAUUUGUAACUAUUUGUGAGUAUGUUGUCUUUGAAAAUCUAGCCGUGAAGAUGACUCUCUGGUCGUA